Messenger RNA from Thamnophis elegans (Western terrestrial garter snake), 1482 nucleotides. It is a transcript of the gene TSEN34, whose product is annotated as tRNA splicing endonuclease subunit 34. Gene Ontology annotation, cellular component: tRNA-intron endonuclease complex. The transcript is spliced from 5 exons. The record is from RefSeq and is a predicted model, not a curated record. Lineage: Eukaryota; Metazoa; Chordata; Lepidosauria; Squamata; Natricidae. Bases 393 to 1247 code for a protein of 284 amino acids. Gene Ontology annotation, molecular function: nucleic acid binding; tRNA-intron lyase activity. Gene Ontology annotation, biological process: tRNA splicing, via endonucleolytic cleavage and ligation; tRNA-type intron splice site recognition and cleavage.
CUUUGCUUUGCAAAAGGAUCGGCGAGCGCCGCUUCUCUCUUGCUUGUCUCUGCAGCGAGCGUGUCUGGAAGCGAGCGUGUCUGUGGUUUUUUUUCCUCUUCUUCUCUCUUUCUCACCCUUCCCCCCGCUCAGUUCCCUUUUUGGUCCGCUCCCUACUUUGCCUCUAGAAACCAGCCUGGGGCCUUUGCUUGCAUUGCGUUAUUGGUUCGGGGAAGCGUCUUUCCAUCCCCUCGGCCGGUGGCUUUCAAAAAGGUGAUUGGAGGAUUUCUUUAGCUCCGCGUGGUGCGGGUUGGGGGUCGGAGAGGACCAGGUUGCGCGGUCUGCGCGGACGCGGGAAGCUUGUGCCAGCGCAAUAAAGGGAAGGGAGAGGAGAGCCUAGCGACGGCUCAGGCAUGAUCCGAAUCCACCUCUUGGAAGGAAAGGCAUUUGUGUGGAACUACGCAGAUGUGCGGCGGAUCCGAGAGGAACAUUGCAUUGUCGGCGUGCUGGUGGGCGCAUUGCCUCGGAAGCCACGGCAGAACGUGAGGCUUGGGCUGCCCUUGGAAUUGCUCCCUGAAGAGGCUCGGCUGUUAUUGGACAAGGGUUUGGCAAUCCUGGUUAGGAGCCCAACAUCUCAGUCCCUUGGCCAUGGGAAGAACCAGGACGCCUUAUUCUCAGAGAAAGUGAAUGCCUACGAGAAAGAGCUAGAGGAGAACUACCAGGAGCAGCUGAGGCUCUCUGCAGAACAGAAGAAAACCAUGAUGGAGUCCCUUGCAGACCAUAUAAGCCAGGGCCGAGCAAAGAAACGGCAACGGAAAGGAGGAGAUCUCCUUGCAGAGCCUGCAGAGUCUGGUUCCUGUUUUGUAUUUCCCCGAGAAUCAAUGGUGAUCCAACUCCCCACUGCACGGAGUCAGAUAACUCAAGAAGAAACAGUAGACUGGCAUGUGGCCUCCCAGCUCUGGCCUUAUGCUGGACAAGAGCUUCAUGAAAUGCGCUACCUCAUUUUCCGGGACCUUUGGGAACGAGGUUAUUAUGUCACAACUGGGAGCAAAUUUGGAGGUGACUUCCUCGUUUAUCCAGGCGAUCCCAUGAGGUUCCAUGCCCAUUACAUCGCGCUCUGUUUUUCCAAAGAUACCCCCAUCUCUCUCUAUGACAUCAUCAGUGCUGGACGCCUUGGCACCAACGUCAAGAAGACCGUCCUGCUCUGUUCAGUGGAACAAGAAGGGACUGUAGCAUAUACAUCCCUACAAUGGAGUGGGAUGCAGUGAGAACAGGGAGAAAAGGCUUGGAUCCUAGGAUUGGCAUUUUCAACAGUGGUGAUGUCUGGAAUUGUUAGGAUGUGCUUGGACUGUUUUUUGUCAGGACAGCCUGACCUACCCAAUUAUGGGACGAAGCAUACUGCUUCCGUUUUCACCUUUCAGCCCCAAUGAAGGAACUGUCACAGGCAGUCGCUUUCACAACAAACUAUUUGUGUUGGUAAAACAAAAAUUCAGUAUGCUUGGA